GAAAAAAACCAAAAAUAUUUUAUUAGAAAAGCAAAUAUAGAAAAUAGCAAUCGACAGAAAAAAAAUCGGUUGAAAAUCCCAUCUGCAGAAGGAAGAAGGCAUCAAUGGAUUCCAACAAAUCCUUGCUGCAUUUGUUUCUAUUCUUCCUUGUUGUUGGCAUUGCAUCUUCUUCCCACCUUUCAAAUGGGAUCUUCGAACCGCACGGAUCAAUUGGUCGUUCGCUUCUACAGCAGAAAAAAACUUGCCCCGUGGAUUUCGAGAACAUGAACUACACGGUGAUCACAAGCCAAUGCAAGGGGCCAAAUUACUCGGCCGAUAGAUGCUGCCCGCCGUUGAAGCAACUGCUCUGCCCCGUCAAGGAUCAUGUCAACGAUCUCAAGAGCGACUGCGCGGACGUCUUCUUCAGCUACGUCAACCUCUACGGCAAGUACCCUCCGGGGCUCUUCUCCACUCUCUGCAAGGAGGGCAAGGAAGGGCUCGACUGUGAAGGGGUUGUUGUUGCCAAAAAUGGGGCCUCUUGCGCUGCCUCCUCCUCUCUAGUCAUGGUCAUUGCUACAUUAGCAUUGAUCAUGUUUUGCUAUAUUUGAUGAGAGUGUGAUGUGUGUGUGCUUUGUAGUUUGUUUGGCCUAUUUAUGAGUUGAUUAUUUGGAAAAAGCUCUGUGUUAAAUUUGGGAUGUGGAUUGUGCACACAUUUUUAAUAAUGUCUUUGUCGUCCUAUCAUUGUUGAAUUGCUAUAUUUG
Messenger RNA from Salvia hispanica, 740 nucleotides. RefSeq names its product GPI-anchored protein LLG1-like. The record is from RefSeq and is a predicted model, not a curated record. NCBI's taxonomy places the organism in Eukaryota, Viridiplantae, Streptophyta, Magnoliopsida, Lamiales, Lamiaceae.